Closterium sp. Naga37s-1 is the source of this 2304-nucleotide messenger RNA. The record is from the annotation of a GenBank genome assembly. NCBI's taxonomy places the organism in Eukaryota, Viridiplantae, Streptophyta, Zygnematophyceae, Desmidiales, Closteriaceae.
AUGCACACGCACACCUCAACACCCGAACGCCAUUUCUUUCCCUCUCCCCUCUCCACUCCCCCAUAUUUGAUCCUAACCCACAUCGUUUUCGUACACGCCAUCAUCCACACACAUAUCAUCAAGCCUUCACUGUUUUCCCUCUCACAUCUCCUCUCCCCCUUCCCCCUCCACCUCCCCCCUCCUCCUCCCCCUUCCCCUCCCCCGCCAUCCGCCCCUUCCUCCUCCCCCUCCCCCGUCCCCCCUUUGCGUACAGUUGGUGCGCCACACAGCAUUCGCUCCAACGCCUUCCCCAUGUCUCCUUUGCACCAACCCUCAUGCUCAUUUUCUCCAUCCCCCAAAUUCCCCCACGACCCCCCCGUUCCCCCCCCCUGUCCCCCGUGUCCCAUCCCCCCCACCACCCCAUAUGCCCCCGUCUCUCUCUCCCAUUUUCGUUCGCUUGCCCUCCAUUCCGUUCCCUCCUGUAUCUGCUUCACCGUCCACAUGUAUCUCUCCCCUUUUUCUACCGCUUGCUUCAUUGUGCGCAUCCCAUCGAUCUCACUCUCGCUGUAUCUCGCCAUUGCCCCUCCCAUUGCCCCUCCCUAUUGCCCGUCCCCAUUGCCCCUUGCCAUUGCCCCUUCCCCUUGCCCCUCCCACUUGCCCCUCUCCUUUGGCCCUCCCCGUCGCCUCGCCCUUGCCCCUCCCCCUUGCCUCGCCCAUGCUCCUCGCCCUUGCCUUUCCUCAUGCCUUGCCUUCCCUCGCUCCUGCCCGUUUUCUACCAGCACCUUCCGCUUCUUCUCAAGACCCUCGCAUCGCACGGCAGCAUCUCAUUUUUCUCCCUCGCUCUCCUCUCUUCCCCAUCCCUCCUCCCCUUCCAUCCCCCUUCUGUCCUCCCCAUCCCCCCUCCUGUCUCCCCCCUCCCUCCCCAGCGUGCUGCCUCACAGGCGGCAGGGCGGCCACCCUCAUGGCUGCUCUGCUGCAAGAAACACACCGGCAGUCGCCUGUCACUCUACCAACCAGUUCCCCCCGUCUAUUCCCUCCCACCACCCCCCACUCCCCCUGGGCAGUGCUGGCCACCGUCCUGGGCAUGUCAGCAGGCGGCAGGGCGUCCACUCGCUCAUGGCUUGUCACUUUCCUGCUCCCUCUCCUCUCUAUUCCCUCGCUCUCGGCCCCCACUCCCCUCCCUCCGCGCAGUGCUGGCCAUUGCACUGGGCAUGUCAGCAUGCGGCAGGGCGUCCACCCUCAUGGCCUGUCAGUCUGCCAACCUCCCCUUCCUAUUUCCUCUCACCCCUCAAUCCCCUCCUUCCGCCCACUUCUCUUGCAGUGCUGGCCAUCGCACUGGGCAUGUCAGCAGGCGGCAGGGCGUCCACCCUCAUGGCGUGUCAGUCUGCCAACCUCCCCUUCCUAUUCCCUCUCACCCCUCAAUCCCCUCCUUCCGCCCACUUCUCUUGCAGUGCUGGCCAUCGCACUGGGCAUGUCAGCAGGCGGCAGGGCGUCCACCCUCAUGGCGUGUCAGUCUGCCAACCUCCCCUUCCUAUUCCCUCUCACCCCUCAAUCCCCUCCUUCCGCCCACUUCUCUUGCAAUGCUGGCCAUCGCCCUGGGCAUGUCAGCAGGCGGCAGGGCGUCCACCCUCGUGGCCUGUCAGUCUGCCAACCUCCCCUUCCUAUUCCCUCUCACCCCUCAAUCCCCUCCUUCCGCCCACUCCUCUUGCAGUGCUGGCCAUCGCCCUGGGCAUGUCAGCAGGCGGCAGGGCGUCCACCCUCAUGGCUGCAGCAGCGGAGCCAGCUGCUGAUGACGUGAUAGCCCUAAUGGACUUUGGCUUCACAGGCACAGCAGACAAUGACGGUGACGGCGGCCCCAGCCCACUUUCCCUUUCCCCAUCUUCUCCUAAACUCCCCUUCCACCCUUCCCCCACUCUCUCCCUGCCAUCCCCCCCAUGCAUUGCCCUGCCGCGUGGCCAGGACGACGUGCUAGCCCUGAUGGACUUUGGCUUCACAGGCACAGCAGACAACGACAGCUCAAAAGGUGCGCCGGCGGCUCUGGUGGUGCUGAUAUCGUGGAUGCUGAUAGAUGAGCUGGCUGCGGGUGAGGCGGAGGUGGGGUCGCGCAGACAGCAGGAGGCGGUCAUGUGGCGCCUGCCGGGAUUCUCCCAAGCGCUGCUCACUGAAGCAAGUAGACAGACAGCUGGGGCUGCUCAUAACGAGGACAGAGAUGAUGGGGGCAAUGGGGUGAUGGGUUUGUUGGGAGAGGCAUUGGGAAAGCAGGGAGUCCUGCAAGGAAGGAUGCAGCAGGAGGAGCAGGAGCAGGAAGAGGAGGAGGAGGAGUAG